ACGACCAAGAUGGGUAUCUUCAGCGACCUCGGUCUCAAGCCUGGCGUCCUCUACGGCGAGGACGUCUACAAGCUGUUUGAGCACGCCAAGAAGAACGUCUACGCCAUUCCCGCCAUCAACGUGACCUCGUCGUCCACCAUUGUCGCCUCCCUCGAGGCCGCCCGCGACUCCAAGUCUCCCAUCAUCCUGCAAAUGUCACAAGGUGGUGCCGCCUACUUCGCCGGCAAGGGUGUUUCCAACACCAACCAGGAGGCCUCGAUCGCUGGUGCAGUUGCCGCCGCCCACUUCAUCCGCUCGAUUGCUCCCAUCUACGGCGUCCCGGUCGUCCUGCACACCGACCACUGCGCCAAGAAACUCCUCCCGUGGCUCGACGGCAUGCUCGAUGCCGACGAGGCUUUCUUCAAGGAGAACGGUAUCCCUCUGUUCAGCUCGCACAUGAUCGACCUGUCGGAGGAGCCCCGUGACUGGAACAUCGAGACAACUGCCAAGUACCUCAAGCGUGCUGCCCCCAUGAAGCAGUGGCUCGAGAUGGAGAUCGGCCUGACCGGUGGUGAGGAGGAUGGUGUCAACAACGAGGAUGUCGACAACAACUCUCUCUACACCCAGCCCGAGGACAUCCUUGCUAUCCACCAGGCUCUGAGCCCCAUCUCCAAGUACUUCUCCAUCGCCGCAGGCUUCGGCAACGUCCACGGAGUGUACAAGCCCGGCAACGUGCGUCUUCACCCUGAGCUGCUUGACAAGCACCAGAAGUACGUCAUUGAGAAGCUCGGCUGCAAGGAGGAGAAGCCUAUCUUCUUUGUCUUCCACGGUGGCUCCGGCUCCGGAGACGCCGAGUUCCAGGAGGCCAUCAGCUACGGUGUCGUCAAGGUCAACCUCGACACUGACCUUCAGUGGGCCUACCUGUGCGGUAUCCGUGACUAUGUCACCAGCAAGAUCGAGUACCUUAACUCCCAGGUCGGCAACCCUGAUGGUGAAGAUAAGCCCAACAAGAAGUACUACGACCCCCGCGUCUGGGUUCGUGAGGGUGAGAAGACCAUGAAGGCCCGCGUCCAGCAGGCUCUGAAGGUCUUCAACACCGAGAACACCAUCUAA
This is a messenger RNA of Pyricularia pennisetigena, 1092 nucleotides long. RefSeq lists its product as uncharacterized. The transcript has 4 exons. The coding region runs from base 10 to 1092 and encodes 360 amino acids. NCBI's taxonomy places the organism in Eukaryota, Fungi, Ascomycota, Sordariomycetes, Magnaporthales, Pyriculariaceae. Gene Ontology annotation, molecular function: fructose-bisphosphate aldolase activity; zinc ion binding. Gene Ontology annotation, biological process: glycolytic process; gluconeogenesis. The record is from RefSeq and is a predicted model, not a curated record. Gene Ontology annotation, cellular component: cytosol.